Molecule: messenger RNA, 1973 nt
Organism: Schizosaccharomyces octosporus yFS286
Lineage: Eukaryota; Fungi; Ascomycota; Schizosaccharomycetes; Schizosaccharomycetales; Schizosaccharomycetaceae
Product: ornithine N5 monooxygenase
Exons: 1
Coding region: 317-1621 (434 amino acids)
Biological process (GO): intracellular iron ion homeostasis
Source: RefSeq, a predicted model, not a curated record
UAUAACUGAAUUCCAUACCGCUAUAACUUUUCUUUGGUAUAUUACACGAAAAAGUGUAUUAUUAAGGGAGGGAGUUGAACUACGGUUUCUUUUUUUUUUUUUUUUUUUGGCUUCAUUUAAACAACCUAUUUACGUGUCUGUGUCUGUGUGUGUGAGCGUGCGUGUGUGUGUUUGGAAAUUUUUCGGCUUGACUAGAUUGAUUGUAGUAUUUUCUUUUGCCUUUGCUUACUAGUAGGCGUCUAAUUUUUGAGUUGUUGUAAAUCAGUUUGGAAAUUUUCAUUAUUUUAUAUUAUUGUUUUACUGUUUAUCCAAAAAAAUGACAUUCGUAAUGGGAACAGAAGAAACUUUGGAUUUGGUGAUUAUUGGAUUUGGACCGGCUUCGCUUUCUUUGAUGGUGGCUCUACAUGACCAUUCGGAAAAUCCUUUGCGUAACAAAAAAAUAUGUGUAUUAGAGAAGUCUCCCUCGUUCUCUUGGCACUCAGGUAUGCUGAUUCCUGGAUCAAAUAUGCAAAUUUCGUUUGUGAAGGAUUUGGCUACCCCACGUGACCCAACUUCUUACUUUUCGUUUUUGAAUUAUUUGCAUCAGCAUGGUGAUGAAAGGUUAUCCGGGUUUUUGAACUUAUUGACCAUGGAACCUUCUCGUUAUGAGUUCCAUGAUUAUCUUUGUUGGGCAGCUGGUCAUUUUAAGGACUACGUGCAGUACGGUGCAAAUGUAACUAAAUUAGAGUAUGACCAAUCUUUGGAUCUGUAUCGUAUUACUUAUGGCGAUCACCAAAAAAUUGCCAAAAAUGUCAUCGUAGCUACUGGUGGUCAAGCAAAUAUUCCCGAGCCUUUUUCCUCGUUACAAAGUCCUCAGGUUAUCCAUUCCAGCGGAUUUAUGUUUGAUGAUAGCCAGUGCAAGCUUCGUUCGGCGAAACAUGGUGUACUUGUCAUCGGUUCCGGUCAAUCUGCUGCGGAAAUUUGGAAUUACACCCACAACAUCAUUGAUUCCAAGCUUCCCCUUACCUUGGCGUACCGCAAUUUAUCUCUUAUUCCCAGCGAUUCUAGCCCUUUUGUCAACUCUUUGUACUUUGAUAGUCAUAAUUCUCAUUGGUGGUACAAUCUCCCUGAGCAAACCCGUAUACAGGGCUUAAGAAACGGCCAUACCACCAACUACGGAGUCGUUAAAGAAGGUCUGCUUGAAGACAUGUUUCGUGAACAGUAUAUGCAAAAACUCAAGUACGGCAAGGCCUAUCACAACUUCUUGAACGCUACCUAUGUGGAUUCCGUGGAACAAAAAGACGAUCAUAUUCUCGUCACUUUAGCCUCCAAUUUGGACGGUAACGAAAAGAAGACCACUCAAAAAUUCGAUGUCGUUUAUCUAGCCACUGGCUACAACCAUGCAUCUUACGAAACCAUCCUUUCUCCCAUUUUUCCCCAUCCCCGUGAUAUCCAUAUUGCUGAAAACUACUUGGUUGAAAACUCACCUUCUAAAAAUAGUCGUCUCUUUGUCAUCGGUAUCUCGACCUAUCAACACGGUAUCGGUGAGACCUUGCUUAGUUGGACUGCUGUUCGUGCUGGUGAAAUGGCUUCUCAACUUUUUGGACCAAGUAAACCUACCGCUCGUCGUUUUUCUCCCUAAUUUGGUUCCUUUCCCGAUGUUUCAUCGUCAUCAUUUACCAGACCGCUCUUUUAUGACCAGCACCUGAAAAAAAAAGCGCUUUCUUGAUUUGGAAAUCUUUUGAUAUCAUUUAUAAAAACAAACCUUCUACUAAAUGUAAUCAUUCUACAAAUGCAUAUAGACUAACCGAGCACCUCUUAUAUGUAUCUUUCCCUGCACUUCUUUAAUUUGUAUUUUCUAACAAGUCGAUUUUGUUAAGUACCUUUUCUGUCAACGUACCAACAGACAGACCGUUCUUGCAUUUUCGCUAUUCCAACAUUUUUCUUUUAUAUCAAUUCAUAGAUUGUUGCAUAUACUCCUUCAUCAUACGUCG